AUGAAUUCUCUCAUUGCAGUGAUAUUCCUCAUAACGUUCCUUGUUUCCCGGUCUUAUUCCAUAAUCGCCCCUACUGUUACCACAACUUAUGGCCCUGUCAGCGGGACUGUAACCCAACUACCGACAAACAAGACUGUUAAAAGCUAUUUGGGAAUCCCUUUCGCCCAGGCGAAGCGUUUCGAGGAUCCCGUUCCACCAAACAAGUGGACGUCAACUCUACACGCAAAUGCGACACGCAGUGUCUGUCCUCAGCAUGUGCUUCAAGGGGCGGAGUACCAACGCCCUCUCCUCAACGAAGAACACUGUCUAAUGCUCAGUGUUUACAUCCCCGAGAACGCAACAAGCGGUUCUCGCCUUGCAGUGAUGCUUUGGAUUCAUGGCGGAGCUUUUCUUUCAGGUGACACUUUGUCAUUCAAUGGUGCUGUGUUGGCAACCGAAGGAAACGUUAUUGUUGUAGUAGCAGCGUAUCGCUUGGCAGCUCUUGGUUUCCUAAGCUCGAGAAGCAGUGGUCUAAGAGGAAACUAUGGCAUGAUGGAUCAAGUGGAGGCCAUGAAAUGGGUCAAUAAAAACAUCGGGAGGUAUGUAAAAGGUUAAUAAAGGGCAGAGGCAACUCGGCUAAAAAGUCACGCGAUAGUGCGUGAUAUCGGAUCUUCUCGAUCUCUGAAUAAUAACAUGGCCCUAACUAUGAUCUUGUUGAUGGUGCGAAAAUGAGACCUUGAAGUGAUCAUUAGUCCAAGAGAGAAAAAAAUGCAAAGCUAUAAUGGACCUAAUAUAAUGAAAGUACGAUUUCGUUUUGGUUCUAUUUUAUGCUGUGCCUAUUCGUUAUUGACCAAGCUCGAGGUCAUGAUAACUUGGCUCGGUAGGUUCUUUUUGAGAAAUCUUAAAUUUAUAUGGCUGAAAAACCUUUUUUCGUGAAGAAAGGCGGGCUGGGUGAGGGAAAGCGGAGGAGGGGGGGAGAUGCACUGUUUUCUUUGGCCCUUACGGGUUAGCCUACAUGCUGCUAAAGCGCGAGGUAGGGUUAGUCUAUUUACCAACGAUUUAAUGAUGUUGGUUUAAAAAGAAAUACUUAAAAUACUGUUUGAGGAACAAAAUAAAUCCGGCCAUGAUAUGGGUUUCUUCUCUUAAACACAGAAUUUUGUCUUAAAAAGGGUCAGGGUUUUGAAUGUUUUGGCGGCACAUCUCUAUCCAAUUGUCCUUUGUUCAAGGUUACUCCCUCCCCUAGAAGGGACUGGUCUGGACUUGGAGAAAAAGGAAUGCUAAUAUCAAUUUAAUUAAACCUGAUUAGCCUCAAUAGUCAUGCAAACUCUCAGAAAACGAAUGCAUAUUAUUUUCUCCUUCAACACAUUUCUCUAGCCUACAUUUCCGCGUUUUUCAAGUGAAUACUAAGCGGACGUCGAAGAUCGCGCGAAAGGGAAGGCGAGGAAAAGAUGAGGAAGACGCGGGCUGCAGGCCGAAGACAUUUCCAACACAGCCAUCCUUGCAUACAUUGAAUAUUGCUAUGGGAAAAGAAAAACAUACACACAAAAAACAAAAAAAGAAUGCAUCAUAGAUGGCAAUCACCUAUCGUAUAAAGUUAUUGUUUGACUAAAGUUAUGAACAUUUGCAAAUUAGUUUUGGCGGCGACCCGGACAAAGUGACCAUAUUUGGUGAGUCGGCAGGUGGAGCAAGCGUUGGAUUGUUGAUGUUAUCUCCGCUGGCGCGUGGUUUGUUCCAGAACGCUAUUAUGCAGAGUGGUACAGCAGCAGUUCUUUGGGCUGCUCAGGAAAGAGAUGAGGCAGACUCAGUAGCCAGGUACAGUAUAAGAAUUUUAACACAUAAGACAGAAAAACCGCUCGUAUCUUUGCUAGCAGCUAUAACGAAGGGUCUGGAGCAAGGCUCGCGCGCAUCACACGAUAAUCUUACACCUACGUUUCGCGCCUUUGCGAAACCGAUUAUAGGAAAAAAAGAUAGGUCAGAAAUUGUUAUUUUCAAUUUUUACCCGUUCAUUAUAAAAACCUGACGAUAAAUCUUGCUAAUUAACGAUUUUUUAGGCGCUUUGCCAAAGUACUGGGAUGCGACGAAUCCUCACUUCAAGAAUGUGCGAAAAAGAAAACAUUUCAAGAGAUUACUGAUGCUCAAAGUCAGAUAUAUCCAAAGGAGCAUGCAUUGACAUUUUGUCCAGUUGUGGAUGGAUACUUUUUACCAGGUACGUAAAUGAAUGUACGCCCCGCCCGUGUAAGGCAAUCUGGACAGUCUUUGAUUCUGGAUUCCAAGCAGGGGAUUCCGGAUUCCAGGUACUGGAUUUCUCAUUCCACUUGUCCUUUAGCUGGAUUCCGGAUUCCAAAGCCAAGGAUUCCUGAUUUUUCAAGCAAAAAUUCCCCUGGUUCCGGAGUCCGGACUACCUUACAUCAGUGGGGCGAGAAUGAAAUCCCCUAAUUUAUCUCCCACGAGCAAAAGAGAGACUGAUCCGAGGUUGAAUAAUAUCUCACAGCAUGAGUAGCUCAUUCUCUCUUGCUGACAGACAUAAUUGAACCUAGUUUCAAGACAGGGGAACUCUCCGACCACCCCAUAUUAUUACCAAGUUUUUUUUGCAUGAAUAUUUCCUUAUUCUACAACUUCGUUUAUAUGAAAAUCGUGUUAUUACGAACUGUUUUUUAUGUAUACAUUUUAUUAUUGAUCGUUAUGUUCCCACUGAUUAGGGCUCCCAUUCCCCAAUCCUCCCCUCACGAGUCAGACCGCCUUACAAGACCAUCCAAUCCGAUAAAGUCAUACACUUAUACCGCUAAUUAUGAUUUUCUGACGACUCGUAAUUCAUUUAAUACUAGAUUCUCCUUUAAAGCUCUUAAAAGCUGGAAACGUCAGCGCCCGUAAUGUUAUGGCCGGAGCAACACGGGACGAUGGCAGUAUUUUUCUGGCGCCUAUCGCAGGUAAGAGUCCAAUUUCCUUGGAGAUCUGUAAGAUCCGACAGACUCAGGCCCAGUUCAGAAGUCGGGCUUCUGCCGUGCCGAACUAAAUUCAGGAAUUAAGUUCGACAAAAGCACGGCAGAGGCAGGGCGUCUGAAUCAAACUUUUGAAUUAAGUUCGGCAAGGAAUUAAGUUCGACAAGCGCUGCCGUGCUACACGGCUCUGGCACGGCAGCGAUUCAAACGUCGUGCUUCUGCCGCGCUAAACAAAAUUCAUAAAUUAUAUUAAUGUAUUUUGGCGAGAUUGCGUUCCCACGGGGAGUUGGGAGAAGAAUUGUUACGAGGCAUCCGUAAAUCCUGAAUUUGGUUCGACUCUGGCACGACGUCUGAAUCAAAGUUGUUUUCCUGCCGUGCUACAGUCGAACCAAAUUACAAUCAAGUUCGGCACGGCAGAAGCACGAUGUCUGAACUGGGCCUCAGUGAACCAACUGACCUGAAUGAGCAAUUACAGCAAAUACCAUGAACCAGUUGCGCAAGGGUUCGGUGUUUUAAAAUUACACUUGAACCAAGUUUAGUCUUACUCGGUGUUAUAAGACUUGUAACCGGCAGAGUGAGAACAGAUAAAGGUACACACGAGACAAGGGCCCAACGGCCGGAGUUUAUCUCGGUUUCCUUAGCAUGAAACAUGCGUGGGAGUAUUGCUUAUCCCCCCAGGAUGGGAUACUAGUCCAUCGCAGAGUUACCCCCCUCCUACCAGCAAAAUGUCGCCAGUACCUAUUCACACCUUAAUUUGCUGAAGAGACAAGGUGGAGUUAAGUUACUUGUCUAAUCGACGGGCGAAGCUUGAACCCCGGACCUCCAGAUCCGGAGUUUGAUCGGGGUGUUCACCGUUCGAUCACAAAAGCCUCCGUGAGAACACAUAAUUAAGUUACUCUAUAUUUACUCGACUUUUCAGUUAAUGGGGUUAACUUUACUAAGUAAGCUAACCGACCUAUUUUUUAACCUCCAUCUAACGACUUAUUUCCUUUCAGGCGUGCCCCUAGUACUUUAGUUAAGUUUCUUCUUUUUCAAAGCUAUAAGCAUCUUUUCUCGAUCUUCUGCUUAUAGGUGGCUAUCAUUAAUACUCGUUUUAUUCCAUUAAAGGUUUCGUGAAGGCUCUAAACGUUUUAAACGGCAUUUCAAGGGAGGUAUUUAAGGAGCAGAUAAAGAAUAGAGUUUGGACUCGACCCCAGACCGAGAAAAGCGAAGACUUGCUAAUUUAUGAAUACACAGACUGGUCCAACGUCAGCGAUCCCAUUGUGCUACGCAAGCAGUUCAUUCAUCUAUUAACAGACUCGUACUUUAAGGCUCCAGCCGUAGAGUCUGCAAAUUUACUGGUGAAGAAGCAACUUCCAACGUACUUUUACCAACUAGAAAUAGCACCCAAGAUUAACUUCGGUGUUCCAAUACCAGACUGGUAUGGAAUAUUUCAUGGCGCAGAUAUUUUCUACACAUUUGGCUUUCCGCUUCUGUCUCAGAAGAAUCUCACAACUGAGACGGAAAUUAGAUUCAGCAAGAAGUUCAUGACGCUUUGGAGUAAUUUUGCCAAGACCGGGUUAGUAGAAAUACAUUACGGGUUCUAGCAUCCCUUGCUCAGAUCGAUACUACACUAGGGGUUUCAUAGUAUCAAAACUGGGAUUACCUUUGGCUUGGUCAUAUUAUUGUGGAAGUCCUGUGUCAAUGUUUGAGGCAGAGUAAGUGAGCCGGGCUUCUCGAAUGCCUUUAUUAUUUAUUUAUUUACUUAUUUAUUUAUGUUUACUGCGAUGUACUAACUACAAAGCCAUGUGACAUGAUGUUAAUAAUGUCUAGCAAAUCAUUACGUCGAAAGAUGUUUUUUCAUUUGCAAUGAAAGUUUUUUUGAUAACUUCGAUUGGCAGAUGUCCGUUCCUAGAAAGAUCCUGGUUUUCGGGCCCGAAAUCAAAUAUUCAAAUCAAAAUAAAGUCAAAAUCUAAAGGAAACAAGCCGAAUCCUAGCUAACAAACCGCUCCUUUUUUAACUGAUAAGUAAUCAUAUUAUCUACAAAAGCACUGAAAUCCCCAUUUUGAAUGCAAACAACCACUACAUUGCGAGCCCUUCAAUUAUCGGACUUUCAAAAAACGGGCCCCAGAACCACAACGAUGUUUCUUUCGCUUGUGUGGUUAACAUACAGGCAUACCUUAUUGCUUACUCUGUUUUCAGAAACCCCAACUCUCCGACACCCUUGGAGAUCACGUGGCCCCAGUACACAGCUGAGCGAGAAGAGUAUGCUGGCCUGGGCGCGAACUUAACAGUUAGGUCCAAAAUGCGCCCAGAAAAGAUGGCGCUGUGGAACGAGUUUCUACCAGAACAGUUUUUAGCUUUAGAAGAACCAACCACACAAAGCCCCAAGCCAGCCACAACCGAGGCAAUGUCUGAUGACAAUAAAGGUGAAUAUUAUCAUACUCAGAGUUCUAUACAGCUGUAGUUAUCUUUACAAAUUUGCGGGUUCAGUAGUUUAGGAGGACCUAAGAUUAACCUCUUCCCGAAGACUUUUACCCGCUUUUUUCCUUAGAAAAAUGAGCGUGGAACGAGGUAGACUGGUGGUGUAGUCUCGGGGGUGGAAGCGGAAUCAUGAAUCAUAGUAACGUAACAUGUAAGAAUCAUGAAUGUUUGUUUUAAAAACGUGGGAAUCAUGAAUCUUUGUACUUCGGCUCGGGAAUCAUGAUUAACGAGACUCCGAGAAAAGCUCAACAAAAUACACGUAUGAAUUAAUUACGUUCGAUCCAGUGAAUGCAGGAUAUGGCGUUUCCGUGGGUUCCAUUUUCAAAAAUUUUUCGGUGGGAGCAUGCCCCCGGACCCCCCUGUAUAACGCAUGCAUUCGGGGCUGAUAGUCUGCUUGUUUCUACAGCAAUCUGGUGCUUAAUGCAGUUACAAAAUCUCCACACCUGGACAAAACGAAUGAUGAUAUAUACCGAGUCUGGAUGAAAUAGAAGUUUGAACGCCAAAGAAACACUACAAAACGAGACUAAGUUGCCACUGAGAAAAUCAUUAAGUCAAUAGGUGAUGUAAAGUCUUCGUGAAUCAUGAAUGUAGAAGAAAAUUGAUGGAGGAAUCAUGAAUCAUCGAGGCAAAAACGACAGGAAUCAUGAAUAUCAACUCUCAAAUGAUUCCGCUUCUACCCCCGAGUGUAGUCUACCUUUCAUGUUUUGUAAGAGGAAUGGAUUGCUACUCGGAGUGGUUUCCUAUUUUUUCCAUUGGUUUCUUCACCUCUAAUAGGCCCACAUAUGUCCCGCUGGAGGAACUAAUAAAUUUGGUAAACGGUUUUUUUUUUCCACUUUAGAUACUCUAGUGUUGAUACUUGCCAUCUUGACAGGAGUAUUUGGUGCCGUCGCUGUAAUCUUACUUGUUGCCCUGAUCGUUAUACGCUGUAGACGAAGGCAUCAGGUAAAUGGGAGAACUGUAGCUGGAACAACAAAUGAAGGUCUUUAACCUAUCUCUGCCUUCGAAUCACGAAUAUGGAGUCAUAGGACUGAGGACACUUUAUUUCAUUUAUAAACGAGUUUCACUGAAGAAAGUAGCAAAGUUUGACUUUAAAGAAGUUUUCAUAUAUAUCCGCAUUUAUCCUCGAUCCUUUUUAGCUUCUUCUUAUUUACUCCUUCUUAGGCCUAGGCCAAACGUCGAACUUUUCAUAAGACGAACCAAACGCUAAUUUGGGUCAACCUAAAUUAAGUUAAGAUAGUCUGUUAGGUCAGACCUCGAACUUAGGGCGCGUUGAACCAAUCAGUUGAAUCAGAUCAGUAAUAAAUUUUCUCCCGAACGAGGCUAAAUAUACAUUAAUUAUUAUACAAAUUUUUGAUUAAUGAGUUUAGUUCGUUGCAUGUGAAGAUCGACGUUUUCCGGGAAAUGAACUGUUCAGACGUUCUUUCCGUCUAAAGCAGAUGGAUAGAACGAGUUGGACUAUCCAAACUUAACUGAGCCAGACGUCGAACUUUUCAUAAACUUAACUCAGUAAGUUUGGUUCGUCUCAUGAAAAGUUCGCCGGACGAUUGGUCCAGGCCGUAUUUUUAUACUUUCUCUCAUUUCUCUUCCCGCUGAUUUUCGCAAAUGAUAAUUUUCUCGUAUUUAGUAUUCAACCGCAUAUAUCAGUUGAUUUGUUCUCCAGUAUUGUCUAGCUCAUCUAAAAAUAUCUCAAAGCUGCAAAAUAUCCAGAAUUUCGUUGCAAGUCAAGUAGAAUAACCACUAUUAGUAAAAUCCAGCUAGUGGUCUAUUAUCAAUGCUGCGUUCUGAUUGGUUGAGCUACUGCUAGGCUAUAUCUGACACAAUUAUUCCUCUCGCCCUCAUGGCCUCUGAGUAAAUAGCCCAGAGCCCAUUCGGGCUCGAGGAAUAAUUGUUAAAUACCAGUAAAUUUGACUCUAUAACACCGGUUCUUCAGGAGUUACGCUGGCUCCCUGCGAGUUAUUAUUUGAUGUAUACGGUAGGCGUUCUCGCGUUUGAGUGUGCGAAAGGAUUAGCACCUAGUUACUUGAGUGAUCGCUUCGUGACAAGAUGUACUGUUCACGAUCGCAACACAAUGAAAUAAGGACUAUCUUAAUAUUCCAGUUUAUCAAUCGGCCGCAGGUCAACGACCUUUUCUAUAUAGAGCACUUAAACUCUGGAACUCAUUGCCACGUGCGAUCACUGCUGCAGAAACCUGCCUGCGUACUUUCAAAAAGAAACAGAGAAUUCCUUUUUGAAUCAUUUCUGGUCAGCUAGGAGAGUUACCUACUGAUGUUUUUAUCUAUUAUUAUAAUUUUAACGUUUAGACAUUUUAUCAACGUUUCAAACUUAAGAAUUAAUUACAUUAAUUAAUUGCUUAUGAAUUAAUUACAUGCUUAUGUACAUUGGGUCUGAAAAACCCUGAUUGGGAGAUUCAAUAAAGUUUUACCUUUUUACUUUACUUGAUUUAUUCAAUCGGAAAAGCAAUGUAUAUUUAGGAAACCGUAGGUAUACACGUAUCUCGUAUGUUGCUUUCUCGAGUUCUGAAUGCACGUUAUCCUCUAUUUUAGACAGUAGCCUGUAACGUAUUCAGGUACAUAAUUAUGCGCUUUUGUACAGAUGCUCGUAACUGCCACUUUACAGUAGCUAAUUUUGUGAAAAGACUAUUUAAGCAGUCCCUUUGGAUUUUCAGUUUCUGCCUUCAUAGCCAUCAAUAUCUUUGCUUUUAAGUUUCUUACGGAAGGGAGUUUUUGUGUCCAAGUUAAUGAUACCUAGGUCUGCCUUCAAAGUAACCAACAGGAGCCUCUGUGGAGUUUCAAGGAAACUUUCUCUAAACUGUCACUCAUUUAGCUUAUACAAUGUGAGAUACCAUGAUUCUCUCUUAGAGAUACCAAGUAAACGUGUGUUUCAGUAAAGCUAUUUAUUGUCCAUCAUUUGCGCAGCUCAUUAAUGAAGUUGAGAGUUUCCCCUAAAGUUGCCAAUUUUUCGUUCGGGUCCCUAGGUCUUCCAUGCACGAGCUCAUCAGGCCAAAAGUUCUCGCCACGUUUGAGAACCAAAAAUCUUCUCGCCACACUAGGGUCUAUCAGGGUUACUUUUAAGGUAACACGAGAGCGGGAAACGAGGUCGGCAUGUCUCAGGUCUCGAGGCCAAGCUGUUUACUUCCAUGCAAGAGAGCAUGCUCGUAGUUGUAGACAUACCGCUUACCCAGAAACUCUCCUCUAGGGAGAUAUGGUAUCCUGGGAACGAGGUUGGCUUGUCUCAGUUUGAUAAACUGAGACAAAGAUAGAAUGUGACGACUGAUUGUGGGUCCGUAGUGUAACGUUUUAAUUACAGACAACGGCGCUAGUCUGACUUUAAAGUUAACGCCAUACGUUUCUAUUGCAGUAUUGUUCGUGCAAAGUUAGGAGGACUUCACCACAACAAUUUUGAUGAAAGUUUGUUUUGUUUUUACAUUACUCUUGUAUUUUUUUCAGCUGUAUCUUGUGCGAAAGUUGUAAGAAUACUCUAAAGGUGUUUGUUUCAGAAUAGAGUGAAGUUUCUGGUAAAGGUUAUGCUAAUUUCUGACGAACGUCUGUUCAGCGACCAACCCACACUAAGCGGCCACAUACCGUUACCCCGGCAGGUAUAUUCCAAAAUAUAUAAAAUAUCGGCAAGUCCACAGCAACAAACCAAUGAGUGCUGCCGGAUCUCCCAGUUGUAGACCUGGAUCAGUACAAUAACAACUUAUACCUUGUAGAAAAAUAUGAAAAAUAUGAAACGGCAAACUGAUCCUUUCGGCCAGGCGAUGAAGAAGUAAACAAAAGACUACAACAAAAAAUAUACAUUAAACCAACUGGGCAAUUUGUGUGAAUAAAUAUAUAUAUAUUUUUGUUUUAUUCCGGCUUUUGUUUACUUCAUUAUUGCCUUGCCGUAAGGAUCAGUUUGCCGUUUCGUAUUUUUCUACAAGGUAUAUUCCCUCUGGGUAGUGGGAAAUACCUUGAAAAAUGCCUUCCUUUAAAGCGUAGCUGUAAUGGCAACCUUGUAUUUAGUUAAAUUGCUUUCAAAGAGCACUUUAGAUAGCCUAAAUUAUGUCGUUUGCUGCAUGCCCCUGUGUAAAAUCAUGCACCUCCUUGAAGCAUGAAACAUAGAGGAAGGAGCGUUGCGUGACGACCCAAAACUAAUUCGGUAUGAACUUGGGUUACCUGUGGACAGUCACAUGGAAAGAACUGCUGGCGGAUGGUAUAAAGAACUGCUGGCGGAUCAUUGUGCUAAUAGCUAGUGGUGUUACCAGUUACUGGUAGUUACUAGCGAAAAGUUAUGAUUGAGGUUCAUGUAGUUCGUAGUUUACUGUAUUACCCUUAGAAAAGCGAAAAUAUGAUUGAGGUCAUGUAUUCGUUUACUGUAUUACCCUUAAUGUUCAUGACCUUCGUUGUUUCGCGAUCUCAUUCUACGACCGCUCCUAUUGUAACGACAACUUAUGGCCCAGUCAGCGGGUCUGUAACUAAACUCCCAACAAACAAGACUGUUAAAAGCUAUUUGGGAAUCCCGUUUGCAAAGGCGAAGCGUUUCGAGUAUCCCGUUCCACCGGACAAGUGGACUUCAACUCUGCACGCAAACGCAACACGCAGUGUCUGUCCUCAGCCUGUGACUCCCUUGUCUCAACACUUACACUCUCUCUUUGACGAAGACUGUCUACGGCUCAGUGUUUACAUUCCCGAAAACGAGAGCAGUAGUUCCGGUCUUGCGGUGAUGCUGUGGAUUCACGGUGGCGGGUUUGCUGGAGGCGACAUUAUAUUUUACGAUGGUUCUCUGUUGGCGACCGAAGGAAACGUUAUUGUCGUAGCAGCAGCGUAUCGCUUGGGAGUCCUUGGUUUUCUGAGCUCGAAUAGUGGCGAUCUCACAGGCAACUACGGAAUGAUGGAUCAAAUAGAGGCCAUGAGAUGGGUCAAUAAAAACAUCGCAAGGUAAUGUAACGGUCAAAUAGAAGCUUCAACAUCCCUUCCGGGCAACAACCCGAGCAUUUGACUUGUUUGAAAAUUUUUGUUCAAAAUUCCCUCUAUCCGAGCCCAAAUGCCGUUGAAAUGCCUCACACUAGGGUCCAUUUAAGUGAUCAAAUGCCCCCACUCCGGAGACAGUUAGGGACGGACAGGAGCCCAUCAAAUUUGAUUUGAUGGGCUCCUGGGACGGACCAUUAGAAAUAACCGGAGGGAGGGUGAAAAAUUUUUGGUGCAUGAAUUUUUUUAAAAGCCCGCUUGACUGCAGGAAUAUUUUUCUAGGGCAUAUGACUUAUUGUUUUUAGGUAUCACCGCUUGCAGGAUUUUUUUUAGACAAGUUUGCCUUUCAGGAAUUGUUUUGGGGGAAUUAAUUGUCACCCCACCUCCGGUUAUUUCCUAUGGUCCGCCGUUAAAGACUUUCAUUAUUAUCCAUUAUGUAGGAACUCUUGAAGCCGAUUCUGCAGACAGGUUGCAAUAGACAGUAAAGUUUUUAUUGUAAUUUAUUCUGGACUGCUUUAUAAAAAGAAAUAAAAAGAAACCCAAUAUUAAACAUACAUCGGUGUUUACAUGUGGUUGACAAAUUUUAUCACGAAUCGUUAAACGUAACUUCAAUACUCUUGUCCUUAAUUGUGCAAAGUAUUUGCACAAUUAUCAUUCCACAGGCACACGAAUGACAGAAGGACGGCAGAAACGCCUUCAGUUGUCGAACAAAAUCUUUAUAAAUACAGCAAGUAAUUUGCAUAAUUUCAAUAUAACAAAACAUGAGAGACACGGUAGGCGUAUUUACUAUGAACAAAACUCUCGUGCAAAGCGGCGGAAAUCGCUGCUUCAAGGUCACUGAAUAUGCUCAGCUUUUCUUCGUGUGUCAUGCAACGUAGAAAGUGCCCUAUAUAAAAAAAUCCCAGCUACUGAGAUUAUUACAUUCCAUACAUGCGAUAUUCAUGACCAUUUCCCCGAUAUGCAUCAUCGCUCAACUUAUCAAUAAACAUGAAUGCAGUAGGUCAAAGUUAUUGACCUCUUUGAGCUUUUUAUUGUUGUAUUGAAUCGCGGGUAUUUAUUCAAAGCCUGAAUCAAAUAUUAAAAAUAUUAAAAUUUGAAUACCUUGAAAUACGGCACAAAGCUUGUUUACGCCCUUUCCUCGUAACCAAUUGGCCACAAAUGCACCAUCUUUUCGACGAAGACCCUCUAACACCGCGUCCGCCAUGAUAAUUCGCCACGUGCAAAGCGCUCAGAGAUUUCACAUGAAAUCGAGGCUACAGUUUAAAUUCCCCACCCCCCUCGCAUGGGGAUCAAAUUCCCCACCCCCUGGAAGACUCUGAUAAUCAUUCCCUCCUCCCCGGGACGGAAAGGGUGUCAAAUUCCCGGGGUAUGCCCGGGGGGAUGUUGAAGCUUCAAUUUGACCGAUACAUCAGUUAAGCUUACGUUGGUUUGGUUUGAGUGUUUGAUCUUAUCGCAGUACCGGUUCUCUCAGAAUAUUUAUGGCAACUGUUAGUUCUAGCUGGUUUUUAUACUUCUUCUGUGUGUUAUAAAAAGGGUACAAUUUUAGUCAAUGCUUUUUGUCAAUUUUCUUUUCUUAAGAGAAUUAUGGGACGCAGUUUGCGCGCACUGAAAGAAGAAUAAUUAUCUGAAAAAGGAGUUGGAUUAAAGACCGCACCUUCAUCAAUUCACAGCGCUAGGACGGGCAAAGAAUAAAGCGUUGUUUUUAUAACGGUUUGAGGACGUUCUCUGAACCGCUUGGAAAAGUAUAGCCGAAAUCUUAUUUUUUGCUUUGUUCAGAGCACUGAGUAGAAAAGCACUUAGGAGUGCUAUAAUAAAAUUCCUUCACGUUACGAUCCGAUCAAAAGUGAAACGGUUUUCCUGCUCGACCCGCAAAAUACACACGCCUGCCUUGUCUGCACAAUACAUCUGAACUGUAAAUUGAUCAUGUCUUAUAGUAGUUAAGAUGAGCAAGCAGAAAACGUUCACACAACCCGAUGUUUUACUUGACGAUAUUAAAAAGCGCUUCGUGGCGUAACUUUCCCCUCAGUCAUCAUCAUCUACUACUUAUCCUGAAGGACUUCGCAUCCUCGACCGCACAGCGGAAACGACCUUUGUCAAGUGCCCAACGUCCAACUCAGUACCCCAGUUAAAAUAGCAUCGCGUCAGAGCAAAAAACCUCUUUCCUUCACGUCGAAAAUUAAACGAUUAUGAACAGACUGUUCGGUGUGGUUUCGGCAGCAACACCUAGGACAAAAGGCUAUUGUUUUGAGGAAUUUGAUCUGGCUCAAUAGACCAUUUCUUGAUACGAUUUAACUAGAGAUAAAAAAUUUUAUGGGCGACAGUCUAGUUUAUAGUACAGCUCCCAGCUCUCCGGGGUAGGGGGAAGCCUUGGGUCCUCUUUCUUCCCCCAGAAUGUCCCCCCCCCUUUCCAGAGAGCUUGCUGGCUAGCCUGGGGAGCAAGCGCUUCUAUGCCGUUUCGGAGCAAAGAACGAGGAACUAGAAUCAAAGACUACGCGAAGACGUUUCAAUUUUGCUAGGCAGGCUAGACGCCUUUCCGCCUGAAGACACGAUGCACUGUUUAAACUAAUUCUCAAUUUUCUCCGAUAUUUUAGGUUUCAGAUAUUCUUCGAAAUCAGCCCCUAAAAGAAGCCAACCGAGAAACUUUAUAUUAGUCCUUCAACUAUCCGCCGGAUGUACAUCCCCUUUUUUUGGUUGGGCCAUCGAAGAUUCUUUUAGUGAGGUUUAUUCAGGGGCACCCAACGAGGAUAUAGUUCAAAACCACUGAACAUAGCAUUGUUGAACGUAUUUUAGUAUUUAAACGGUAGACAUAGGCAUAUUUUUAUCCCCUAAAAACUUUUCAUCUGUUCGGAUUUCCUAGCUGAAAGUCUAGUGAUCCGAAAAUUAUAGGGAUCAAAACUUCCCUUUUCGAAAAUUUCAGCCAGGAAAAGGCUCCCGAAAAUUCUAGGUGACCUUUUUUAGGGUAAAUAUCCGUUUAAAAUGGGUAAUUAUACCAUUUUGUAGAUGUUCGAAAAUCCUAGGAGAGGCAGGCAAGCAAGAAAUUUUACAACAAAUGUUCCGAAAAUUCUAGUUCUCAAAUCGUCUUCCGAACAGAUAUUUUCCCGAAAAUUGGCGUUGGGUGCCCCUGUUUAUUUUGUUAUGCCAAUCUCGUCUGUGUAAUGUCAGAUUGACAGGUUUCUAGUGUAAAAACGGAAUACAAAUGUUUGAAUUACGUGAUGUCAGUCACGGUUUGACACCCCUACAGAAACGAGUGUAUGCAGAUAUUGCUAGGGAGAUAUUGGCGCAACGCUUUCUCCUAGAUAAACUUUCUUUUCGCUUUGCCUGAACAGAAAAGUGCGGCGUGGACGAAAAUGGGGUCAAAACAAAGGGUUUCUAUCUCAAAGACCUCUUAUACGGCAAGAGAAAAAAGAAAGCGCAUCUUGAAGGGGGGUUAAGCAUCAGUUAGGAGGGUAGAGUUUGGGGUAUUUGACACGAGGAGUGAAGUAAUUUCACCGGUAGGGAAUAAAAAUGCUAUAAACAAAUUUUAAUUUAUCUUUAAACUUUUCAUAUAUUUCAGUUUUGGCGGCGACCCCAAUAAAGUGACCAUAUUUGGUGAGUCGGCAGGUGGAAUAAGCGUUGGAUUGUUAAUGUUGUCGCCGCUGACUAAUGGUUUGUACCAGAACGCAAUCUUGCAGAGUGGAACAGCUACAGCCUUCUUUUCUUAUUUAGAAAGACACGAGGCUGACUCGGUGGCCAGGUAGAGUAUAAAAAUUUUCGUGAAAAUCUGAAAUCUGGUAGGGAGAGAGAAUCUUAGGGCGUUGGGCGGGAUAUGUGAAUUUGACUAAAGUUUUUUUAGAGGUUGUGAUUAAACGAAGUCUUGUUCCAGAGACGUCUGCAUAUUUUUAAUCGAUUCUUUGAAACGUCGUCAAGUCCACGCGCGAUUUCCAAAGCAAACAAUGCAAUGAGACAUCACUGUUUACAAACAUCGUUUUUUAGAAUCAUUUGUUUCAAGAACCAGUGCACUUCUGGUUAGUACAUGGAUAUCAAUAGAUGAUUUCAGCAUGAGAAUCGUUAUUGUAAUGUCGACUGUUAAAUUCUCCUUUUACAAAACUGAAUAGAAUUUUGCGGACCACUCCGGAAAACAACUUCCGAUAAAUUUCAGGUGUUUAUUUGGUCUAAAAGUAAUUUUGGUGAAAUUCAGAUAUUCAAGGGCUUCAAUGGGCGUUUCCCUCUCUGUUACUAGGCCCCUUUAAUAUUAUUUUCUCUUAGUUGCGUGCCUUUGUGAGCCUUCCGACUGUUUAGUUAAAAAUCUAAAGCUGGUUAAAACGUAGAAAUUAAAACAAAACUUUCCUUUGCUUCAUCUUCGAUUUAAAAAAAUGUUUUCUGGAAUGUAAAGCUGAACUGGUAAAAUACAACAACGCGCUAUGAGAAAACACUUGCGACAACAGAUUGAAAUGCGAGUUCGUGUCGAUGCAUGGUUCACCGAACUGCUUUCUAAGUACGAGAGCGAGAAGUUAUUACACUCACGCUCUCUUUCUUUAAAUACCUGCUUGAAAAAAGAAGAAGAAAAAGAAGAAGAAGAAGAAGAAGACAUUGACUCAAUCCUAACCGCGCGAGAAAAAAAUUAGAAAUCUUGCCUACCUUGCCUGAGCAAUUUUGGUAAAAAGACGCUUUUUACGGUUUUUCAGUUUACUAGAAAAGUAGUAUAAAGCAUAGACUUUCUCGAAGUCCUUCGAUUCUAAUUUCCGGUUCCGGUAGUUGGCUCCCGCUCUCUCGCUCGCUUUUUGCCGCAGAAGACAUAAAAAAUCUACUUGUAGGCAAGUCUACAUAAAGCAGAAAGAACCUUUAGAGGACAUCGACUCAAUCCUACAUCGCGGUAAAAAAUUGAAAUUUCACCUCACCCGACUCACCAGUGUUGUAGCCUGUGUUGCAGAUGUAAUUUAACCUCGGUAAGUUUUGUCUGUCAGUGUGGCAUAGGCUACAAUUUUGUUAGUCCAAUACUUUUCUCUUUCCCUUAACGAGUGACACUUAAAACAGUUUUUCUGUUUACUGGAAAAGACGCCUAAAGCGAUAAAAACCUUUCAGGUAGCAUUGUAUCUUGGUAACACUUACCUUUAAUUUAAAAGGGGUUUCAAUUAAUCGAGUUUCUUUGACUAUUAAUUAAAUCUUUUUCAGGAGCUUUUCACAGUUAGUGGGAUGUGACUUUUCCUCCCUUAAACAGUGCUUGAAAGAGAAAUCAGUCGAUGAGAUUCUAGAGGCCCAGCUUAAAGUCCUUCCCAAGGAAAAUGUUUUGCCCCUUGGACCUGUAGUGGAUGGAUACUUUUUGCCAGGUAUGAAAACAACCUGAGAGGAAAUAAUGGGUCACAGAGGGAAAAGCCCAGUCUAGCCCUUAAGAUAAUAUCACCAAAGUUAUGUUUUGGCCAAUUAAAGGCUUGCAGUUAAUCGGAAGUUGGUUUCCCGUGAGGUUCGUAAUUAGCAAUUAUUCUUUGAAAUCGAGGUUAACGAGGCUGGAGGCGGCGAGGUAAAUAUUCCUAAAGCCACUAUUCACCAGAUUGAAAAGAAUAAUUCUUUUGGUAUACACACGAAGUGAUCUCACAAAAUCAGAGAGGAAACCAUUAAAAAGCCACUGUUUAAAAGUUUGAAUUUUUGUUUCCUCAAACAACAGCGAAAUGGCUUAAAAACUGUUUAGGGUUUGUUGUUUUUUAGGCUUUUUCGACUCGCUAAGUUUAUAGCCAAGAGGGUCUGUUGUGUCGUUCUUCGCAUGAAGUGCUGACAAAAAUGGCGGCUCGGUUGCUCGAGGUAAGAGGUCGUCUUCCUGUACCAUUCUUUUUCCUAUUUACUUGAAACGUAGGAUUUUGCAAACAUUUGCUUUCAAAUUUGUUUGUCAUAAAUGAACUUCGAUUUUUGGGCCCAAUUUUCUUGUGAGGAAACGCUGAGUACUUCACGAAACGGCUUCUUCUACGCGAAUAAACGGGAGUUGUAAACAAUCCAUCGAGCACAAAACUCAGCUACAGUAAAUGGAAAAACGCGGUUUUGAAUCCUUCCAAGUCUUUUCUUGCCUCAAAAAAAGUCAACCCUAGGAUUUUGUUGACUUUUAAAAGAUCGUUCUCUAAAAAAAAAUGGGAAAAACACCGAGCUCACACAUUAUCCACUCGCUAGGAGGUGGAUAUUGUUGAAUAGUCCGAGAUAGCGAACCAAUCAGAUUGCUUAAAUCACCAAGAUCAUUGAGUGUAUAUACUAAUUACUUUUAUCAAGUGUUGCCAAGAGGGAAUUCAGCAGUAGCCAUUACAAUAUUCAGCUGCAUUAAUUGUUUUCUCUGAAGCAGUCGCGCGUGGACCUGAUGACGCUUUAAACAAUCGAUUGAAAUGUGCGGACUUCUUAGGGAUAAGACUUUAAUUACAAGCCCUAAAAAAACUCUAGUAAAAUACAGAUAUCCUGCCCCAAGAUUCCCCCUCUGUCCCAUUAUUUUUUCUCUUGACCAACCCCAACCCCCCGCAGGGGAUUGCGGGACCUGACUUCAUCAGAUCUCCCAGACAAAAUUGUUAAAGAAUGCUAUAGGAUACUCCUGGCGACGUUGAAGUUUUAAAUAGAUAUGGGUACUGCAAUUUUUAUCUCAUUGAACUGAAUAUUUUAGUGUUUAUUAUCCCAAGAACGACUCGUGUUUUUGAUAAAAGAGCAAAAUUCUUGUCAUAUGUGUCGGCGGUCUUGCGUUAUUCUGAAAAUUCGAACUUAAAGACACUGAGCAUAUUUCCUUCUUCAGGCCUAAAUAUUUGUUAUUAUUACGGAAACAUUUUGAAUUGUUGCAUCUUUUGCACAAAAACGUGCGAUAACUUGCAUUUUUUCUCAACAAGAAUCGUGUCUUUUGUGAAGUCAUAUCACGUAACCCAUAGUAACCGUCUGACACCAAAAUUUGCCAGAAUGUCUCUUUCUGUAUGCAAUACGAGAAUAGCUACAGGAGAGAAAAGAAUUGUCACCACUCCUACACAGACCACGCUUAUGUUACAAAAGUGCACUUUGGGAAUGCUCGAUCAUCAUCAUCAUCAUUUUUAUUUAAUUCUAGAUUCUCCUCCGAAACUCUUACAAGCUGGAAAGUUCAACGCUACCAAUGUCAUUGUUGGGGUAACUCGGGACGAUGGUGGCGUUUUCGUGAUAUCGAUACCAGGUAAAAGUCCGACUCACUUAUCCCACGAUUAUUGGUCAAACAAGUCUGAGCCGGGAAUAAAUCAGCUUCCAGCCUGAACUGUUGGAGGCCUUGUGAUCGAAAGGUUAACAUUUCUGUGGGAUAGGCUUCGAACAUUACCAUCACGCAGUUUCCAUAGAGGGUCCGGGCGCUCCAAAGAUGGAUGGCGCUAUCAACACUUGACAUCAAAAUUUUCGGUUUUAUAACCGACUGAAUUACUCAACAGUAAAUAAUGGAUCGCCUUCAAUAACACUUGAGUUAGCAGUAAGCUUGUGUCAGGAAGAGCUUCAGGCCCUAACCACAAAAUUCCUAAGCUUAAUUUACACAAAGUUAUUAGCAUAUAUUUCUCAGUAUUAUUUCAAACAUUCGAAAUAUUUUUGUAUUUAAGGUAUCACUAAAGGUCUCAACAUUUCACACGGCAUUUCAAGGACACUCUUCAAGAAAGAGAUAAGGAACAGACUUUGGACUCGGCAUCAAACCAAGAGAAUCACAGACUUGCUUAUUUAUGAAUACACAAACUGGUCCAAUGUCAGCAACCCCUAUGUGCUACGCGAGCAGUUCAUCCAUCUCUUUACCGACUCGUUCUUCAAAGCUCCCGCUGUGGAGUCAGCAGAAUUUUUUGUGAAGAAGCAAGUUCCAACGUACUUUUACCAACUAGAGAUAGCUCCCAAGUUUGUGCUUGGUAUACCUGUACCAGAAGAUAACGGAAUAUAUCAUGGGGCAGAUAUUUUUUACACGUUUGGCUUUCCUCUUGUGACGCAGAAAAAUCAAACAAGUGAAAUUCAAGUAAGAUUUGCUAAGAGCUUUAUGACGCUGUGGAGUAAUUUUGCCAAGACUGGGUGAGUAGAAAUUUUAGAACUUUACUUGGCUUCCGUUUCAGGCCAAGUGAUAGAAAACUUGUUUUCUUGAACGACGUGAAUUGGUACUUUCCAGGAGCUUCCAAUUCAUAUCCGCCUCCUCAGUUACCUAUAUUGCCCUUUAAGACUACCCUGACCCCUUUACCUUAACAUUGAUUACUUGAGCUGGAUACUAAUAUCGUUUACGGGAUACCCGUCCCUCUUUUAAGCGGUCAAUUUUUAUAAGACCUGAGGGUUCGCACGCACCGUGAAAGUCCUUGAAAAUUGCAGUCGAUGCUGGAAAAUCCUUUGAAUUUCAAUUUUCAAUGUUACGCAAAAACCAGCAUUUCUAAAUUCCCAUUUGAUCCGGAAUGCUCGAGCGUUUAAUACAUGAGCCCCUGGCUCGGGAGAUUGGGCAACCACUCCUCACGCUAUCGAGCUUAAGUAAAAAAUUGAUUGUUUAAUACCUUUAUAGUUUAAGUGGAUUCCAAAGAAAAAGGAGCAAACACAGAAAGACCUUGGGAUAAAAUUACUCUUGUUGUGGAAGAACUAAAAAUAUAUAGACUCAAGGCUCUUUUUUGCACUAAAUGGAGUCCUUGACAAAUGGAAAAUGUGUCCUUGAAGGUUUUCAAUUUUUUGUUCAAAAAAAAGGGCACGAACCCUGUAAGACGCUCACUUUCUUCGGGGGCCACAACACAUAACAGUAGAUCAGGAGUAGUUCCUGAUUCUCUCCUCGUGUCAACUUGAUCUCGCCCGCGAACAGACUCCCAGGGGCACGAUGAGGUAUGCCCUUUCUCGUUCGACCUUCUUGGCUGUCCUACACGCCACGAGAGCCUUUUAAUAAGCCAACCUCUCUCGCGCGUCGCAGUUUUCACGUGCGCUUACGUUUUUUGCUGGAUCUACUGUCACUGAGGAAAUACUAGGAUAAUGCUAGGACUACUCCUAGCCAAGCUUAACAGAAGUUUGAUUGUAAUUUGAAUGAAUGGAAUUGCGUCCCAAAAGGCAAUUUGACACGACACUAACCCUGAUUUCAUGUGGAGUCUCGAUUUGGCCAAUAUCUCUUCAAGGAAGAGUAGUGUUACGGUUUAUAAUUUCGUGCUAGGCUUAAUCCUAUACGUUAGGCUUCUGUAAGAAAAACCCAUAGGCAAAGGUAUCGGCAUAGUUAUAGGCAGGGGCACCCAACGAGAAGAUAGUUCAAAACCACUUAAACAUAGCAUUGUUAAACGUAUUUUAGUAUUUAAACGAUAGAUAUAGGCAUAUUUUUAUCCCCUAAAAAUUUUUCAUCUGUUCGGAUUUCCUAGCUCAAAGUCUAGUGAUCCGAAAAUUAUAGGGAUCAAAACUUACCUUUUCGAAAAUUUUAGCCAGAAAAAAGGCUACCGAAAAUUCUAGGUGACCUAUUUAGGGUAAAAAUGCGUUAAAAAUAGGCAAUUAUACCAUCUUUUAGAUGUCCGAAAAUCCUAGGAGAGGCAGGCAAGCAAGAAAUUUUACAACAAAUGUUCCGAAAAUUCUAGAUCUCAAAUCGUCUUCCGAACAGAUAUUUUUCCGAAAAUUGUCGUUGAGUGUCCCUGUAUAGGUCAUUGGCGUGACUACGUUAUAAACUAAACCAAACCAUCUAAGAAUCUUGAUAUAGUCAAGUGGGUAAAACAUAUUGUUUUAUAUUGCUAGAAAUCCCAAUUCUCCGACACCUUUGGAGAAAACGUGGCCGCAGUACACAGCUGAGCGAAAGGAAUAUAUUGGCCUGGGCGCGAACUUGACAGUUAGGUCCAAAAUGCGUCCAGAAAAGAUGGCGCUGUGGAAUGAGUUUCUACCAGAUCAGUUAGUGGAAGAGCAAACCACAGAAAGCCCCAAGCCGUCCACAACUAAGGCAAUACCUGAUGAUAAGAAAGGUGAGGAUUUCUUCGUAUUAAAAAUGUCAAACCACCAAGGAUCCUCGCUAAUUUUGGAUUCUUAAAAUGUCAUGAUAUACAUGUAGAGCGUAGAGAAUCGGUUAGUUUAUAUAUGCACGUGAAAACGGGAAGAACUAAUACAUUUUAAGAAAAGAGGUAUUUAAUAAGAUAGGCAUGACCACUUAUAUUCUGUACACUGUAACAUCUUUUGACAGUUGUUACAGCGAAACGUUUACCAUAAUACCGUUCUCAAGCAUUGGCUUGCGAGUCAUACUCGAAGACACAAUAGUCAAACCACUUGUGGGCAUAAUAAUCAAUACACGAGAAAACGGUUAUAAUCAAUGACUGAGGCUAUAAUUUUCAACUUCUCUCUGUUUAAAUGGUCGAGUCACUGAGCGGUGAGCUUUAGGCCUUUUCUCUGAAACUGAAAACGUACCUUUCAAGACCAUAAUUUUUAUAACUAUUGUUUGUAAGUAGGACUUUCUAGAAUUUUGCAUAUUUAAGAAACGGUCCAGAUAAGAACGACAGCAACAACGGCAACGAACAUGUUGGAAUGCAAAAAAGGUGCCAACUUUUCUUUUGUCUGUACUUACUUCUGAUUGGCUUAAACAGCAAAAAUGAACAAAAUUUCAUAAAGCAGUACAUAUAUUCAUCCUUACUUUCCAACCAUCUUCCAUAUAACAAAAUCUGGUCUCAGUUUGAAUAACAAAGAAAUCCUAUGUGGGGAACAUGUAAAAUUGUAAACUUUUCUUGGCUAUUGUUUUCAACUCUUGUGAUUGGUCAAAAUCUUUUAACACAAAAAAAAACACCCUUUGAAAGUGGAGUGUGAAUGCAUUUUAUUGCGUAAACGGCCUUCAUGUAGGUUUAUGCAUUCUCUGUGUAAAAAUGAGAACUUUCCUAUGUGGGGAAAGCACCGUUGCCGCAUAACAAAAGAAAUUGCUAUCCACCUUACCCGGAUCAUUACUUAAUAUUUACUUAAUUUUUGUUUAUUUAUUUUUUCUUAAUUUUUGGUUGGGGGUUACGCGCAUAUUAUCUGUGGAUAUCAGGUGAAACCCUCAAAACAAGUAUCUAUCUAUCUAUAUAUUAGGCCAUACUACAUAUCUCUUUUGCCCGCGCGAAAACCAGACCGGAUAGGGCUUCUGUUCACACGGUGAUUUCGGCGCGAUUUCUGUAACGGAGCGAGGCUACGCCGCGCCGAAGGAAACUGAAUGAAUUGAAUGAUUUUGCUCCUUUUUGCUAAUUUCUAGUAUUUUGGAGUAACUGUCAUAGGGGGCGUCUAAUAAAAUGUGCACAGCACAGAGAGGGCGUUUAUUAGAUAAGGGGCGUUUAUUGGGUCAUUUACGGUAGUUGACUGUCUUCUCUCCAAUUUAGAUAAACUGGUGAUGAUACUCGCCAUCUUAACAGGAGUAUUUGGUGCUGUAGGUGUAAUCUUACUCGUUGUUCUUAUCGUCACAUGCCGCAAACUGCCAAGACAUUGGCGAAAGGAGCUGGAACUUUAAACAUACCUGAAGAUUGUGGCAAGAAUCUAACCCCGCAAACGAACUUGGAACUUGGAGGACCAUGGCUCUUAUGUUUCAGCAAGAGAUCACUUUCAGACUCGACAGACGGCCUGUAAUACUCGAAAGGUUUAGACUGCGCAGUUUUGAUUUGGAAUUUUGAAAUAAGCAAGAGUGUUUGUUUGUUUGUUUGUUUGUUUGUUUGUUUUUUGCAAUGGCUUCUUGGAGAAGAAACUUAUCUUUACAGAGACUGCAUUUUGUGGCUUACUGCCUCUUCAAGGCUGUGCGCCACAAUGUUAUCGCGUUGAGAGAUUAUUAGUGAGUGUAACAAAAGAAUACGAGCCGACGAACUCUACCGAUUUCUAUCCGAUAUUCACUGAUCUUAGCCCCUUUUCGUUUCGGAACGUCGUCGGUUGUUCAUAGUUUGUCGAGGAAAGCUUCGAAUGGCCUCGAAUGUUACUUGAAUUAGCACGUGAUGACGCGAGAAAUUUACGAUUUGCCAUGAGCUCUCAAUUUUGUCGCUGUCGCCAAUGGAAGGUGAGUUCUUCAUUCAUAAUGAGUUAAAACUAUUUGUAUAAUUAGGUGUAAGAAUCAAGCGCAGCCGUCUUCGCAUUUAUGGAGAACUUGUUAGCAGAGAAUUUAGUUACCAAUUUUCCAGAAAACGUUUGACUCCAUCGAAGUGCGAUCAACUGUUUAGUGCAGCUGAACAUCUUUGCCCCGUGGCGAUCUCAAAACCAAGUCAAGUCCUUCGGGCAGCGGAUUAUCUCUUUCAAGGAAGCCUAGAUUGCCUUCCGGGAGCGAAUAAUCUAAGACAGAAGCGUAAGAAAAUGCUUAAAAAAACAGUCCCUGUUUCAUUUGUUUUAUCCAGUAUUGCUGCAAAUCAUAUUAAACUCUGGAAAACACGAUUCGUCUGGUGAGAAGAAUCUAAAGCUACUGUUCAACAAAAGAGUCAAAACAGAUAUAUAAUUCAUCUAAACGAAGCCGUUGUUAUUCUUUUAGCUUAGUGUUCUGGUUUGUUGUGCCACGUUUUUGUGAGAGAUCGUAGAUCACAAGCGCAGUUCGUUUAGUAUAGAUUUUGUUGUUUUCGUCUCUUGUUUCGUAUCAUAUGACUCUUCAGUGACACCGGUCACAUGCUAUUUGUCACGCUUGCCCUUCUUUCGUGACAUAACUUGUUCCUUAGCGUGUUUGUUUUCCUUUUUACAUUAUAGUGUAGUUUUACUCUCCUACAGUCGAACCUCCCGUAAGUGACCACCUAAAAUGGAACGACUGAGUGGUUUCUUAUAAGAAUGGAACCACAGGGGGCCUUUUCGAAGAAGAGGUCCAGGCACAUGUACUUUAUGGAAGAUAAUUUAUUUCGUGACAUGUGUACAAUAGUUCCAUGUUGUCACUAAAGUUCUUCGUAUAUUCUAAGUAGCAUAGUGCACACAACGAACAUAGAGAUAAUAGAAUGCGUAAAGUGGUCGCUUACAAAGAGGUUAAAGACAAUGGAAAAUCAUUAACCGUCAUGCCCAAAAAGUGGUCGCGGUCUCUUACAGGAGGUGGUCGUUUACUAGAGGUUCCAACUGUAAGGGUUUGACUGGGAAAAUUUUAGUGCUUUGGAUUGGCGGUCGUUUAUGGGAGGUGGUCGAUAACGAGAGGUGGUCGCACAUGGAGGCUCGACUGUAGUUGUAUUGUCUAACCGUGUUAGUAAUUUUUAGCAUCGUUUUCUUUUAGCGCUAUUGCCCUGUCUUAUUAACAG
Messenger RNA from Porites lobata, 23439 nucleotides. The record is from the annotation of a GenBank genome assembly. NCBI's taxonomy places the organism in Eukaryota, Metazoa, Cnidaria, Anthozoa, Scleractinia, Poritidae.